Molecule: messenger RNA, 2254 nt
Organism: Nicotiana attenuata
Lineage: Eukaryota; Viridiplantae; Streptophyta; Magnoliopsida; Solanales; Solanaceae
Product: pre-mRNA-splicing factor 38B
Exons: 4
Coding region: 812-1906 (364 amino acids)
Cellular component (GO): precatalytic spliceosome
Source: RefSeq, a predicted model, not a curated record
UCUUACACUUUAUCUAUUAGAUUUGUUACUUUCUUAUUUGUGAAUUCUUUCUUUUGUGCAAUGUACUGUCUGUGAUUCCCUAAAGAUUUUUGUAUAGGUAUCUAGGAGAUGUUUUCUUUUGUUUUCAGCUGAUUAUCAUGCCUGUUUACUACUAGUAGAUUAGUAGUGUGCAUACUUUUUUCCCUUAAACACCUUCAUUCCUUUUUAAGUUUUGAUUGGAAAAGAAUUUAGAACCUCUAAAGGAAGUUGAGAAUUUUCGAUGCUGUCGGUUGGCUUGGAAGUCGGUCCAAUUCGCUCCGCUAUUGUUUCAAAGGGAUGUUCCAUAGUAGAGUAAAAAAUGAUGAAUGGAUUUGGAUAAGAUGAGAACCCUAAUCCGCAGCUUUAACCGCCUCUGAUAGUAUUUUCUAUUAAAAGGUUUUUAUUUGGAAGUGAAGGAGUGGAAGUCAUCCGUGGAGUGUGUCAUGUGUUUCCAAAAGCAGAAGGGAAAAAGAACAUUAUUUCACUCUUCCAAUAAUUGUUAAUAGACAAUCAGUAGUUAGAUUAUGUGUUAUAAGAAAGUUUCUUGGCAGAAUUGAUCCACUUAUCCCUGAAGAGGUAGUCUUUAGUGACGAAUGAGGCGUACCGAGUUUUUUUCUUUACCAGCCAGGUUAUGUCGUGCUUUUCCCCCUCUAUAUUUUUCUCUGCAUAAUGCUGCAUAAAGCUAACAAAAUUACUUUUUGUAGUUGCUGAUGCUUAGAAUUUAAGCAAACUGGAACCAAAUCCUCCACUUGCUUGCCAUCACCUUCACUGCUUCACCAAGUGAUGAAUCAAAAUGAGGCUUUCGGAAUUCCAUCUAAUGCACAGUAGUUCCUUUCAUUACCUAUUGAAAGUAGCACAUGUUGGGUUCCUUUAUCUGAGAUAUCUUGCUGAUUUUAAGACAUUAUGGGCUUGGUAUGAGCCUUAUCUCAAAGAUGAUGAGGAAUUCUCUCCUGGAUCCAGUGGCCAAAUGACGACAAUGGGCGUAUAUGUGCGUGACUUAUUUCUCGGACAGUAUUAUUUUGACACACUAUUACCCCGCAUUCCUGUUCCUGUUAUGCGGACAGCAGUUGCCAAUCUCGAAAAAAUGAAUCUGCCGACCAAACCCUCUGGUUCGAUCGGGGACUCUAGUCGCGGAUCUGAGGAAACCUCCCGUCGGCCACCUUCUGUCAAAGCUUCCCUUUCAGUGUCUUUUGGUCAGCGUGCGCCUCAUCGUGCAUCAACUAGAGAUUCAUCUCCCAUCCGACGUACAAUCGCACCACCACCCUAUGAUAAGGAUGGUGCAGAUGAUUCAAGACGGUCCCCCAGCAUCCGCCGGAGUCAAAGUCGUGAUAUAUCUGACCGAGAAAAUUCUGAAAGGGACAGGGGCCGAGACAGAGAGAGGGAGAAGGAAAGACCUAGGGACAGAGACCGUGAUAGGGAUAGGGAUAGGGAUAGGGAUCGAUAUAGGGACCGGGACCAGGAAAGAGAAAGGGAGAGGGGUAGGGAUCGGGAUAGAGAUAAGAGGUAUGAUUAUGAGGGAGAUCGUGAAAGGGAUAGAGACAGGAGGUAUGAUUAUGACAGAGACCGGGGAAGGGAUAGAGACAGGAGGUAUGAUUAUGAUCGAAGUUCAAGAGAGAGAAGCAGAAGAGACUAUGAGAGGAGCAGGAGCCGGAGUAGGAGUCGAAGCCACAGCCGAAGUUUGCAUGAUCUAGGGACCAGUCUUGAUCAACAUCGAACUCCACCUAGAGAUGAAAGCAAGGAAAAGAAGGCUGCAUCUAGCAAUCUUGCGAAGCUUAAAGAUCUAUAUGGGGACUUAGGCAAUCAAAAGGAGAACGUAGGCGGCGAGAGAGCUCCAAAUAGGGAUACAAGUACUGAGGAGGUUAUCAGACUUGGUGGUUCAUGGAGGUAGUUGGUCGCAUUUACGUACUCUUUUUCCCAUCGCGAGAAGAGAGUACUGUCUCUCACUCUAUUACCUGCACAAAAGAGCACGUUGUCGGCUAGACUUUUGUCAAAGGGGAAUAUGCAAACUAGUAGCUACAGAGAGGACAUGUUGUAUCAUGAUUGUGCAGUUGAGCAGAGCUGCGUGUAAGCUGGAUUUACUUUACUAUUUUAAACGUAUGUUACAUUAUUGGAUGGAUUUCAGAUUUCCCUUUGUUGUUCAAACAUUAUUACUAUGUUAGACAGAUACAGCUAACUCAACUAAUUAACUCUAUCAGAAAACUUAUUCUGACUGAUGAUCGCAGGAUUUGCUCUGUUC